Molecule: messenger RNA, 3996 nt
Organism: Schistosoma rodhaini
Lineage: Eukaryota; Metazoa; Platyhelminthes; Trematoda; Strigeidida; Schistosomatidae
Source: the annotation of a GenBank genome assembly
AAAACAGACGAAUAUUUAGCAACGACUAAAUUCAAAUAAAUCGCCUUGAGAAACGCUCAAGGUCGACGAGACGUCAGUGUAUUUAGUGUGAAUUACUUAUGUUGGAUUAUGUAGAAAAGUUAAAAAAUUGUUUUAACAAGUCUAUGCUUUCUCAUGUUCAUAAUUAAUAAGACGUGGAAGUGCUUUUGUUCCAGCCCAUUAAAUCAAAUACUCGACCAAAUCUUCAAUUUCGCUGUUCUGAAACAAAGGACGAAUGUGAAGCGCUGUGAACUUAUUUAGUCCAAAAACAAAGCUCUACAAUUAGAAUUAUAAGUAUGCUUUAGCUCUGCAUUCUAUGCUCAGUGGUCUCAAAAUACCAGAGCAAUGCUUCGGACAUAUAGUUAUAAGUAAACGUAAUCCGUAGAUUAUUUGAAGAUAUUUGGAAUAUAGUAUAUUCCAUUACAUUGAAAUAAAGCAAUUGUAGUUCCCGUCUUUAGAAAGAACCGCGUACUUAAUACAAAUCUGCUCCCAAACUAUUGGCUUCUAUCACACUCCUCAGAAUGUGUGUCUCUAGUGAAAAGUGGGCUCAUGAGAAACAGUUCGGCUUCCCGUUCAGGUUUUGGAUACAUUGAUGACAUUUUCACCUAACACAAAAUGUUGGGGCGUCGCAACACUUGUUGCAAAUCAACAAUUGUUGUGCUUAUUUACAUCAGGCCCAUCCGCGAAUUGUUGAACAGCGACUAAAGAUAAUUCAUCUUGAGUGUAUGUUUUUCAUUGAACUGUGUCGUUUACUGUAAACUAUUUACAAUUACUGAUGGCACAACACUUCGCUUGUCCGAACAUUUUAAGGACUUUUAAUACCUGACAGGUUUAUCGACCUAGAUGCUUCUAGUGACUUCUGGAAUUUCAAAAACAAGGAGUAUAUUAUAUUUUAAAACAUGCUAAUAAUUGUAUUGUGUUACGAAGCAAAAUAGUACAUAGUUCACUAUUAAUAUUCCUUAUCGAUUGUCCAUGUAUUUACGACAUUGUAGUUGGUUAAAUCAGUUUCUCUGCAUUUACAAUAAUGGAGUGAUUUAUCAAUAACUGGUUCGCUUGAUGCAUCAUUUUAACGUGUACAAAUCUAUAAUAUACUCAAACAUGGAAAACGAGGUAUUACCGAACAAGCCAUGACUAGUCGAAGAUUAUUUAGUUAUUUUUCUUCAUCCAAUAGUAAGAAUAGUAAAAGAUGUUCUGUAAAGUCUUAUCUGCAGAAUCCAGUUGGUAGUGCCUAAAUACCAACUAAACGUCCUCCUGUAUUUAUGUGUAGUGUUUCAUUCACUCUUAUUUAGUCCAACCGAUGCAUAAAAAAGAACUGACAUUUUGACGAAACGACUUCACGAUGUCAAUUAUUGUCAUGUAAAAUUUCGAUUCACAAUAUGGUUUUUGUUCGUCUUGUUUAAAAAAAUUAGAAAUAACUAGUGACUUCGUGCAUUAUUAGGACGGCUCAGGGGUUUUCGUUCUGAUUUUUUGACUUUCCUUCAACAAUAAAAUCAAUUUGUAAUUACGUUAAUGCUUAAAGCGCAAAGUUGUUGUAUUUCAAAAAAGUUUGUUUAAGACCAUUUUGCUUUGUGUACGUUGUGUAGAUGUUUGUAACGCUGAUAUUUUGUUGGGGCUGGUAAAUUCGCAAAUGCCUGUCUGCCUAAAAGUUACUUCGAGGUAUUUUCGUUUACAUACUUGAUAGACAUUUAAUAUCCCAUUAUAAGCUGUCCAAGUAAACUUUCGAACAAUUUUUCUACUACUAAUAUACUGGUAAUGUGUUUCAGGCUACAUUGACUAGCUCAAACCUGACUAAAAUUAAUGGUAUUCAAAGAUCAGUAAAUCAAAUGGAUCAAAACCCUUUGUUACUGAAAAUACAGAGGAUCGUAAAUGGAAUGCCAGAGAAUGAAGGGCCGUUACUAAAUGGACUAGACUCUAUUUUUCCUCUCAUGGCAAACAACUCCAUUAGCAAUCGCAGGACCCUUCGUAGCAAUUUGGAAAAAAUUCAGUUAAAUUACUAUCAAGAUCUUCUAACAUCGUUUGGUGAUGUUAAGAAGCGUCUAGACUCUCUAGAUACUUGUAUAAACAGUAUUUUAGAAACAUGCCUUAGAAUGAAUGGAACAUUGACUUCUGUUAAAUCGGAGACGGUAUGUUUAGUGGAAGAGGCACAACAGUUGAAAUCUGACAGUAAAGUGGCGGAGAUCAAAGCUUAUUUACUGGAACUGUUAGUUGGCUCAUACCAAAUCUCUGCAAAAGAUGCACAAAUAUUGUCCUCUAAAAUUAGCCAUGCAGAUGACACUUUUUUUUCAGCUCUUUUACGUGGCAAAGAAAUAAAAAAGAUGUGUAAAGAUUUAUUGCAGUCAAACGAAUUAACCCUCAGCUGCUCACUGAUGAAUGAAGCAACAGAAAUUUUGGACACGGCAUAUGAAAAUCUUUAUGAAUGGGUUCAAAAUGAAUGCAUGAAACAGGUUCAAGAAACACCUGAAAUAUCUCCCUAUCUUCAACGUGCUUUGUCAGAAUUACAAAAUAAACCAGUUCUUCUAAAGUAUGCUCUUGAUGAAUACGCUGGUGCUCGUCGCAAGGCUUCUGUUAAAUCUUUUCUUGAUGUUCUCACAGUUGAACUUGACUCGAAUUCCACUGUCAGGAAUCAUUCUGUUGGCACAGUUUAUACGAUGGACAUAAGAGAAAAAUCACGUGAUCAUGGACGACUUGUGAGUGAUGUACUUGCUUGUGUUCAUCAAAUUACAGCAUCGGAGAAAGAGUAUAUAAAUAGUUUAUCCAAGGACUGUCACGAUACACUAAUUGCAGACUUGAAGAUCAUUUGUUUGGAUACAAUUACCGAGAGUUUAUGCUCUCACCUUAAAUUGAACAUUGAAAACAUGUUGGUAUCUCAUCAUGAUGCCGUUACAUUAUAUAAAAUGAAUAAUAUUAUGAGAUUUUAUCAACAUACAUUUAGAUCACUAAUUAAAUCUACUGCCUCACUAAAUUUAUGCCUAGAUGAAGUUCAGAAGCUCUGUAAAAGGUUAUUACUCAGCACUCUCAAACAAUUUGUUAAACAAACUCUAGAACAACCUGAUCAUCCAAACUUAAAUUUAUCUCCGAAUGAACUAAUCACUGACACUCUGCAAUUACUUAUCCAAAUGGUCGGUGAUCAAGAUAUUUCAUUACUACCAAACGAUGAAGUGAAAGCCGAACGCGCAGAGGUGAUCGAUUGUUUGGUAUCCCCUUUGAUCGCUUACUGCGAAAAGUCUGCUAGCUUACUCAACCUUAAAUCCCUAUCGCAAAUAAGACAUCUGGACGACCAACCACCCACUAAUCCACCUGAUAACCCUUCAGUAUCAAUAUACUUAGCUAACUGUUUCAAUGUUAUUCAGGUCAGUCUUUCAGAGGUUCCUUUCAGUGCUAGUCAAGUUGAACAAAUCGCACUGAAGUUAGAUAACUGUUUGAAUUCAUUGGUUGUUGCACAAGUUUCCUUUAUACUCGAAAGGACAGGUCUUUUGUUAAUAAAUCAAAAACUUGACACUGCUCAGGAUUCUAAUGUACCUCAGCACACUAUAUCCCAAUUUCAUGACAUGCUGGUGGAUUUCAAUAAUUACUUAUCGGAUCCAAACAAGCUAUGCCUUUCUGACAUGAGCAAACUAUGUUCCCAACAAUUACGAAGGUUGGUUCGUCGUCGUUCUGCUGACCAGAUCCAUAGUUACUACCAAUCUGUUCAUCAAGCAAUCAUGAAUAUAUCCAAAACCUGUUCGGAAGGGGAUACAACUGUACAACUGUGUACUCCACAACAUGUCGCUGAACUAAUUCUCAACUUCUGAUUGUUUUCGUAAAAAUGAGAAAAAUUGGUUCUGCUCUUAUUGUUUUCUUCAGAUUAUUUUUAUCCCAUUCGGGGAAAGCUGUUUGCUGUCGCAGUAUCUAUACACCAUAAUGAACCCUGACUGUUUGCAUGGUCCCCGCCACAUCAGAUUUAAAAAUAAAACGGAAGGUUACAUAUGAUACAUUGGU